Messenger RNA from Drosophila gunungcola (fruit fly), 1980 nucleotides. It is a transcript of the gene Gk1, whose product is annotated as glycerol kinase. The transcript has 3 exons. Gene Ontology annotation, biological process: triglyceride metabolic process; glycerol-3-phosphate biosynthetic process; glycerol metabolic process. Gene Ontology annotation, cellular component: mitochondrion. Lineage: Eukaryota; Metazoa; Arthropoda; Insecta; Diptera; Drosophilidae. Gene Ontology annotation, molecular function: glycerol kinase activity. Bases 219 to 1835 code for a protein of 538 amino acids. The record is from RefSeq and is a predicted model, not a curated record.
AUUCGCAGUAAAUAUUUACUCCGGAACGAGUUUGCUACUCUCGCACAUACAACUUUCGCAAAGAUUAGCCAGAGAGGCUCGCACACCUUAUCUCUUAUCGCAUAAUUUCCGUCAAAUAUGUCGGCAAGACUGUUAUAGCUAAUUUUAGUGUCGAGUAAACCUACGAGAAAGCGUACGCCUACGGCAUUUAUUGACUGUGAACUCUGAACCAAGUAAGAAUGGAUUCGCCCACCUCCGAGACGACCUCGCCUCUUCCCCCACCAAUUGGUCCCUUUGUGGGAGCCAUUGACGAGGGCACAACCUCCGCCCGAUUCAUCAUUUUCCGCGCCGGAACCGACGAAAUUGUGUGCUUUCACCAAAUCGAGGUGGAAUCAAUUUUCCAGAAAGAAGGAUGGUGCGAGCAGGAUCCCAUGGCCAUAAUGAAAACAGUCAACGAGUGCAUCGCCGGAGCCUGCAAGAAGCUAGAGGCCGUGGGCGGCAAAGUCGAGGACAUUAUCACUAUUGGUAUAACAAACCAACGCGAGUCCACCGUAGUCUGGGAUAGGAACACCGGCCAGCCGCUGUUCAACGCCAUCAUAUGGCUGGACAACCGGACCACCAAAACGGUGGAGGAUCUGUUGGAAAAGAUUCCUAACAACGCCAGGAACAUCAACUAUCUGAGACCAUUGUGCGGACUCCCACUUUCACCUUACUUUUCGGGCGUAAAGCUACGCUGGCUGAAGGACAAUGUUCCGGUGGUUAGCCAGGCCUUCUCGAAGGGUUCAGCGAUGUUCGGAACCAUUGACACCUGGCUAAUGUACAACUUGACAGGCGGAAAAGACGGUGGCGUCCAUAAGACGGACGUGACCAACGCCUCCCGGACCAUGCUCAUGAACAUCGAAACCCUCCAGUGGGAUCCCAAUCUGCUCAAGUUCUUUGGUCUGCCCAAGAGUAUUCUUCCAGAAAUCUGCUCGAGCGCGGAGCUGUACGGCCACAUUGCGCAGGGUGUGCUGAAGGGCAUCAGCAUUAGCUCGGAUUUGGGCGACCAGCAGGCGGCUCUGGUGGGACAGCAGUGUCUGGCCAAGGGGCAAGCCAAGGCCACUUACGGCACUGGAUGUUUCCUCCUCUACAACACAGGGCCCUCAAUUGUGCACUCCCAGCACGGACUGCUGACCACGGUGGGCUACCAACUGGGCCGCAAAGCAGCCCCCUGUUACGCCCUCGAAGGCAGCGUGUCCAUUGCCGGCGCAGCCUUCAACUGGCUGCGCGACAACAUUAACAUCAUUCAAAACUCAGGCCAGAUCGAGACCAUGGCCAGGGCAGUGGAUAACUCACUGGACGUGUACUUCGUCCCAGCCUUUAAUGGACUAUACGCUCCCUACUGGAACCAGGACGCACGCGGCGCUAUUUGCGGUCUGAGUGAGGAGACAACGAGUGAGCAUAUAGUGCGUGCUACACUGGAGGCGGUUUGUUUCCAGGUCCGGGACAUUCUUGAUUCGAUGCAUAAGGAUUGUAAGAUUCCGCUGGCCAAGCUGAUGGUGGACGGGGGCAUGACUGUAAACAAUCUGUUCCUGCAACUGCAGUCCGACCUUGUCGGAAUUCAAGUGCUAAGGGCGAAGAUCGCAGAGACAACAGCGCUGGGAGCUGCCAUGGCAGCCUACAAAGCUGUGGAGAGUCGCUACCAAUUGGAGGCAUCGCUCUCGAAGUCUGGGCCCCGGGAAGCUUUCAAGCCCUCGAUCAGUGUUACCGACCGCAACCUCCGCUAUCAGAAGUGGAAAAUGGCCAUCGAGCGCUCUCUAAACUGGGAAACCUCAACUCUACCGCAUGGGGAACGCGAGGCCUUCGAUGGAGCGUAGGUGCAGUUCAUUCAUGGUAAUGUUUUUUUUUACUUAGUUUGUGGGUGAUCGUUUUACUUAUGUGCCAGUGGCCCAAAUUUGGUUAUUUUGCGUUCAAAGUUUUGAUUUAUUGUGUAUAUAAAAAUGUUUAUGAAAAACUUAGAAA